This is a messenger RNA of Exophiala aquamarina CBS 119918, 402 nucleotides long. Its product is annotated as NADH dehydrogenase (ubiquinone) 1 alpha/beta subcomplex 1. Gene Ontology annotation, cellular component: mitochondrion. Gene Ontology annotation, molecular function: acyl binding; acyl carrier activity. Gene Ontology annotation, biological process: fatty acid biosynthetic process. The record is from RefSeq and is a predicted model, not a curated record. Bases 1 to 402 code for a protein of 133 amino acids. NCBI's taxonomy places the organism in Eukaryota, Fungi, Ascomycota, Eurotiomycetes, Chaetothyriales, Herpotrichiellaceae. The transcript is spliced from 3 exons.
AUGCUCCGAACCGGUGCCGUAAAAGCGCUUCAAGCUAUCACACGGAUUCAGGUCCCCCGACAAUUACCUGCGUUCCGAUCUCAAAUCUCAUCUUCAUAUCUGCAAUCCUCGCGAAUCGCUCCCGCAUUCUCUGUCCCAAGCAUAAGAUGCUACUCGGCAUCUGCCGGUCUCACAAAACCAGAGGUCCAGGGCCGGAUAAUGGAUUUGUUGAAGAAUUUUGACAAGAUAAGCGGUACAUCGCACUUCCAGAAUGACUUGGGGUUGGACAGCUUGGAUACCGUCGAGGUAGUCAUGGCCAUUGAAGAGGAGUUCAGCAUCGAGAUCCCGGACAAGGAAGCCGACGCCAUUCAUAGCGUCGACCAGGCAGUUACCUACAUCGUCGCUCAGCCAGAUGCUCACUAG